AUGGCUUCUCGUAAGAAGGUCCUCCUCAAGGUCAUCAUCCUCGGAGACUCGGGUGUCGGUAAGACAUCGUUGAUGAACCAAUACGUAAACAAGCGCUUCUCGUCGGCUUACAAGGCCACCAUCGGUGCCGACUUUCUCACACGCGAAGUUAUGGUAGACGAUCGUCUUGUCACCAUGCAACUCUGGGACACCGCCGGUCAAGAACGUUUCCAGUCGCUUGGUGUGGCCUUCUACCGAGGAGCUGACUGUUGCUGUCUCUGCUACGACGUCAACAAUGCAAAGUCCUUUGAAACGCUCGAUUCGUGGCGAGACGAAUUUCUCAUCCAGGCUGCACCGCACGAUCCCGAAAACUUUCCCUUCGUUGUUCUCGGCAACAAGAUCGACGUUGAAGAGAGCAAACGCAUGGUCUCGCAGAAACGCGCCAUGACCUGGUGCCAGAGCAAGGGCAACAUUCCUUACUUUGAGACCAGUGCAAAGGAAGCUAUCAACGUCGAGCAGGCUUUCCAGACCAUCGCACGUGCUGCGCUGCAGCAGGAGGCUGAGGCCGAGCUGUAUGCUGAUUAUCCGGACCCGAUCCGAAUCGACCAGGACAACCAGCAGAGCGGAUGCAAUUGCUAG
This is a messenger RNA of Mycosarcoma maydis (corn smut), 618 nucleotides long. Its product is annotated as putative Rab family GTPase YPT7. Gene Ontology annotation, molecular function: GTPase activity; GTP binding. The transcript has 2 exons. Gene Ontology annotation, cellular component: late endosome; vacuole; phagocytic vesicle. The record is from RefSeq and is a predicted model, not a curated record. The coding region runs from base 1 to 618 and encodes 205 amino acids. Gene Ontology annotation, biological process: regulation of vacuole fusion, non-autophagic. Lineage: Eukaryota; Fungi; Basidiomycota; Ustilaginomycetes; Ustilaginales.